Rangifer tarandus platyrhynchus (Svalbard reindeer) is the source of this 220-nucleotide messenger RNA. Lineage: Eukaryota; Metazoa; Chordata; Mammalia; Artiodactyla; Cervidae. The record is from the annotation of a GenBank genome assembly.
UUCUAACUGUCCAGGAGCGGCGACUGCACAGCGCAGGAGCGGCCGAGAGGAGUUACCCCACGUCCAAGCGCCACCUCCAGGAGUCCUCAACUUCACUGAAGGGUCAUCUAUUGCAUACUACUUGAAGAACAACCUUAUGGCUAAACUGGAGUUUGUACAUCAUUUACUUAGACCAAGAGACAAGACCCCCUUGAAAACCAGAGUUGUGCGACAUUCUUAA